AUGACUUUGAAUCACGAGAAGCAGUCAACCAUGAGUCAAAAAAGUCAGUCAAGUAGGUGAAGGUUCAGGAAGGAGGCCAACACACGACUGGCAAGGAACCUCAGCACCGUGUGAUCAAGGUGAAAGGUCGUCAGGUGGAGGCUCACUGUGACCAGGAAGAAGAUCAAGUUGUCUGGUGCGACACAUUGCUGGCAGUAGACCUCAGGUAGACUAAAGCACCAGAAUAGGUUUGAACACCAAGUUAUCAAUGGGUAUUGACCCAUCCUGACGACCCUGCCAAGUUCAGCUGUCAUAGGUUACGUGCCUCUACAUCGCGUGACAUUGUUACUUCUCAUGUACUGCCUCCCUGGAAACUUAGGUGUGAUAAUAAAAGACUGUAACAACAAGAAGGUAGAAAUAUUUGAAGACUCACCUGCUCAAGUCACGUGUGGAGACAUCGCCAGUACAGCUGGUGUUAGCUGGCGAGGAGAUGGAGUCGACAUCGGAGUGUGUGGUGCUAACGGUACCUGUAUUCCUCCUUUGAACAACGACUACAGACUCAGCAGGUCACCGCAGUCAACGGAGAGUCAGCUGACCCUUGUCCCUGAUUACCGACGUCACGCGGGUGUCAUGGUCACGUGUGACGAAAAAACAUGGUUUGACCUUACAGCCACCUGUACUAUAGUCAUCAGACGUCACUCUGUCCUCAGUGAGUGUCACGUGACUACCAACAAUGUUGAUUGGACUGUAUCAGGUUCGUGUCGUGUACAGGAGGCUUUUCAUCGAUGACAACUAUUCUUGUUCCUGGAAACUAGACAAUGUGCAACCUACAUUCGGAGGGUUUGAUGCCAGUCGUGAGCUGUGUUCGUUCACACAAGCUCUGCCACAAGCCGGGGGACUGUACACCUACAGCAUUUCUGUGUCUCCUCCUGCUACUACAGCCUUUUUUAAGGAGCUGACACUAGUGGAACCAGGUGACAUAACAACAUCAUGUCCACAAGAGGUGGCCAGAGGAGGAGACCUGUCCUGUACAUGUCAGACGACAAACACCGCCAGUCCUCCAGCCACAGUGAGAUGGGAGGGACGAGACAGUGAGAAGCUGGUGAAGACUAACGUACAGCGGGAGGACAACGGCACACAGUUCACGUGUCACGUGACAUGGGCUGGGCGUGUCUACACCUCCAUCACCUACACUCUGCUGGUUAAACCUGUAGAGGGACCUACUGAUGUCGUCAUCAACGCAGACACUUAUCCAGGUUCCAACGGCUCACGUGUCGUGCUGUUGUCAUGCAAGGCGCAAGCUCCUCUCUACCCGGGAGCGAACUUUACCUGGAGUGGAACUGUAUGUCAUAAUGAAACACAUACUGUCAGCACCAGCACGUGUACCAUCAUGUUUGGUGCUCAGGAUGAUGGGAAAAGUGUGACGUGCACGGCUAUAAAUAGCAUCAACAGCGGGAUAUCAACCUCAACUACGGUGAUGUUGCGGAUAAAUGGGACGGGCUUUAUUGAAAUCGUGUUACUAACCCCAUCAACGACGACAUCCACUGGAGCAAUCGUUGGUGCUGUUGUCGCUGUUCUUUGCAUUGCUGUCAUCAUCUGUGUUAUCGUUGUUUUCAUCAGACGACAAAGGCACGUUAUUUUCAUAGCCUUUUCAAUCAGUGUCUUCAUCAGACCACAAAAACCCAAUUUAAAAAAAGCUCAAGAGGAAACAGCACAGAGUGAAGGGGAAAUAUACGAAAACUUUAGUUUCAAUGAUCCGACAAAAGUCUGCACUACUCAGCAAACAUCGUCAGUGAAGGAAGGACAGAAUCAGUCCAAUGUGUACGAGAACACACACAUACAACCAGUUCACAUCUACGAUACAACAUGUACAACAUAUGAACAACAUAAAUACGCCGACCUGACGGUGAAGGCCACACCAGAUGUCAAGGUCUCAGAAUAUGAGGUGCCCGAGAGAAAGGAGGGAGUUGUCUACUCUAAUGCGUGAUGACGACAUGCAAAGUCCAUUAACACAAAACAUGUGUUAACUUUCCUCUGCUCUUAUUUACAUUAUAGAAAAAAACUUAGAAAUUUUAAAACGUACUUUACAUCGUGGUGAGUCUUGAGUGAAGUAGCUGUUCAUAGUAAGCUUUUUCAUGGAUCUGAUCAUUUUGUACGAAUGUUCCACAAACUAACGGCGAACAAAUAAUUUAUCAUCAUUCUAAGGUUACUCCGUUUUCUCCUGACACAUCAAAGGACAGACUGCUCGAUGCUUUUCAGUCUCCACAACAUUAAGUUUUGUCUCUCAUCUUCUAUGACCACGAACAAUAAGAAAACUAUUAUUCUAACUUAUAUGUUGAUUUUCUGUAAUUUUCUUCUUCCAGCGCCGGUUUAUUCUUGUUUUUUGCUCACCGUCAUUUACUACUUUUAGUGACUUAUAACAUGCAACUUCUGGGAAUGGUAAAUAAAUCAAUCAAUAAAUAUGAUAGAUGACAGAGAAAUGAAACUGAGAUAACAUUUAAUCUGAAGAUGUGAAGUAGUAGUCGGCUGUACAACAUACUUUCUGUAUUAGUAUACUCUUAGGAUGGUUCUCUGUAACCCGGACAAGAAUUUUUGACAAGGUAUUCAACAUGAGUAAAAUAUGAGUUUCGUAUGUCAUCUUGAACGUUAAUUUAUCUAUAAAAACGGCGGUUGACAUCCUUAAUAAUGUGAGAUAAAAGUGAGCUUACAUGUAAUGUCACUAUUAAAAGACAGCCUUAUGUCACUUAGCGCUCAUUUAUCUAUCGCACAACCUUUGGUCUGUCAUUUUAGUUUGGUUUUCCUAAGUCGUCUUGACAUGUUGUGUCGAUGAUUGGCGUCGAUGAUCUUACUGAUAUGUGAAGAUACUCGGUAAUCAUCUAUAAAGACAGUUGCCUCAUUAGUCACCCAAUCCACCAAAGUCAUCGUCUCACUAGACAUCAUUAGUAGCCUGAUAUUCACGACAGGUUCACUGAAGGUCUUCUAUUUGUCGAGUGGACGGAGGAGUCUUGUAACAUUCACAUUUGGGUUUUUUAACAACAAAAAAGACAACGAGUACUAAGACUGCACAGGUCGUGUGACCAGUCGUCUUCAGUUAUUAACUUUCUUCACAAUGGAAAAAUCGACAGUGAAAUGGAUACAGCCAUUGUUAAUCAUGGAACAUUAAAGUUGUGUGAAUAAGGCUAGCAAUAAAUUAACCUUCUGCACAUUCGUACAUAAACAUAGUCAUUGCUGACUAUAUCUCUGUUUACAUGUCCAAGCCAUGAGAAAAACACAUCUCAAUAGCAUCACACACGUACUAACCUCUCAGAUCAUUCUCUGUCUACACACAUAGUCUAAUAGUUUAGUGGAAUCUUUUCACGUUAAGCUGUUCAACCUCAUUAGACAUGCAGAGUUCACAGGUUAACGUGCUGACUACUCGCAACAUUCCGGUAUGUGGUGAUUAUCAAAGCUCGGUGCUGUCUCAAUGGUAUAACCAUAAUUAAUAGAAACUAAACCGUCCUUGUCUACACAUUCUGUACCUAUAUAUGUUGGUAGAAAUUUACCCAUGAGGGGAUGAGACCUGGUGGUUCAGCCGAUGCCAGGGAUGAGAGUUAAAUUGAAUUGUUAAAUUGAUUUGCUUUUGCUGGUGAAAGCGACUGGGUGCCUUGUGUGUAUUUUUUCUUUGUUUUCUUUUUUGUAUGUUAAAUAUUAUAUUUUCAUGUGUAUCAUCUUGAUCAUAUUAAUGUUUAUGGUGCGUGGUUUUUAUAACAAUCAAAUUAAAAAAAAGCUAAGGAAAACAAGCUUGGUUAAGCACGUAAACAGCUUAGAUGUCAGAAUGUGUAUUCCUGACAUCACGUGACACCAAAAGCACAGUAAUGUCCUCUUCAACCAGCUUCCGACGAUCAUGCCGACUGUUCCGCCAACAGUGUAAUGAAUGGAGAGAGCGGAGCCUGCAUAGAGUAGACAGACUCUCACUGAGAGAUGUCAGCACCAACAUGAUCUCACCUAAAAUUACGAUGCGACCCACGCUGUCCACCUCAGCACCAUGGCCGACACGUCAACCCGCAGUUCUCCCAGCAAAUUAUCUCCGUGUACCACACGAUCAUCAUACCAAUGCAUCGAAUAUUAUCUGCGCACCUUAGAAGUAUCGUCAAUGAAGGAUGUGGCAUAUAGCUGUCACAGCGAUGGUUGUGAUGGAGGCUGCUACUGUUGACAGUUUUGAUAAUAAUGAAAAGAAAGUUAAUACUAUGAUGAUUUGUUAGCAGCGGUAGAAACGGUAAAUAAUUUGCACAUUCAAGAGCAUUCAAGGCACACCAGACACUCACUUGACACAAACAAGGGUGGACUACCCGUACCAGGCAUGAAUCUGGUGUCACAGACACUUCGCAGGUGUGUGAGCCUCGCCACUGACAGUUAACCUUCCUGGUUUAUAAAUAAGGUCUGUACAAGUCUACUCAUUCUAACUCCCGCUACUCACGUGUAAUGGACGUAUUAUUAAUUUUAGGUGAGUCAUUAUCUCUAAUGUUUCAUGUAAUGUCGCAAGGUCAGAUUUUAGAUGUGUCAGCACAUAUAACAGAGACAGUGUGUGUGAGAAGCAGGUAGAACAAGAGAAGAAUUAAUAAACAUUCACGGUAUUCUUAGUCAGCAACUGGUGGCCAAAUCUCCUCCUGAGGUCCUCGUCCACAUACAGUGAGUGCCACAGUCUAUUGUCAGUGAGACUCUGAGAACUUAGGUGACAGAGCAGUGCAGUCAGUGACUACAUGUGGUAGGAAGGUCAAGACAAGUUCUUGUGACUUGUAGGACACGUGACACCAGCUGACACACAGCCGGCGACACAAGGUCCGGGUAAACACGAGAUGUGACUACAAACAGGAAACACUGAGUGAGGUCAGUGUGCUUUACACAUCAACGACAGCACCACGACUAGCUUUGUGUGCUGCGACAUUCCCACUUCAAUCAUCUUCCUCAUCUGGCGGCGUCUGGACCCCUGUACACCUGUACCAUGUAUGUCGGCCUGUAGAUGUCAUGGAUAGCUCCAGGCUCAAACUUCUUGUUGUGUUGUGUGGCGUAUGUGGAACACAAGGUGUUCGAAUAAUUAACUGCAACAACAACAAGGUAGAAAUAUUUGAAGACUCACCUGCUCCAGUCACGUGUGGAGACGUCACCAGUAGAACAGAUGUUGUCUGGCGACGAGGAGAUGGAGUCAACAUCGGAGAGUGUAAAGUUGACGGUACCUGCACCAGUGACUUAUACAACGACUACAGACUCAGCAGGUCACCGCAGUCCACGGAGAGUCAGCUGACCCUUGUCCCUGAUUACCGACGUCACGCGGGUGUCACGGUCACGUGUCUGGACAGAUGGAGUGACUCCACAGCCUCCUGUACUCUCGUCAUAAAACGUCACUCUGAGCUCAGUGAGUGUCACGUGACCACCAACCCUGUGGACUGGACUGUGUCAGGUUCAUGUCGUGUACAACAAGCUUUCUCCUCUGAUAACAUCUACACCUGUACAUGGACACGGAACACAGGGCAGACAUUUGGAGGGUUCGAUGCCAGUCGUGAGCUGUGUUCGUUCACACAAGCUCUGCCACAAGCCGGGGGACUGUACACCUACAGCAUUUCUGUGUCUCCUCCUGCUACUACAGCCUCUUAUCAGCAACUGAAAUAGUGGAACCAGGUGAGGUAACAACCACGUGUCCACACUGGGUGGUGAGAGGAGGAGACCUAUCCUGUACAUGUCAGACGACAAACACCGCCAGUCCUCCAGCCACAGUGAGAUGGGAGGGACGAGACAGUGAGAAGCUGGUGAAGACUAACGUACAGCGGGAGGACAACGGCACACAGUUCACGUGUCACGUGACAUGGGCUGGGCGUGUCUACACCUCCAUCACCUACACUCUGCUGGUUGCAUGGGCGGGGAAUGUCAGUGUCGUAUCCACAACAGAUUCCCUCUCACCAACAUCAGACUCCCUCGCAUCAUCAUCAGCUGUCAUCGGACCGAUCGUCGGCUCAGUUGUCGCUGUGGUUGAAAUUGCAGUUGUCAGCAUUUUGCUUGUCAUUUUCAUCAGGCGACGAAGACGACACUCAGAGAAGGAAGCAGCUCAGUACCCGAGGGAAAGCCAUGAGGAACCAGGACUGUACGCGCACUUUACUCCUCCUGCUGAUAACCAUGGUUACGAAGAUCUCAUUGUGAGGAACACCACUGAGGACAGCGCUACUACACAGGUGUCAGCGGCCAUCAUGUAUGAGAACACACAGAGACUCGCAGACCAAACAUACGACACACCGUGCCCACCGUGUGAAGACCAUCAGUACACUGAUCUUAAGGUGAAGACUACACAGUGAGUCAAGACCACAAGAAAGUGAGCGAAAAAGCUUGUCGAAGAAGGAAGAAAGGGCCAGCAUCAUCUACAUUAAUGUUUAAUGACACUGUCACAAACACUCUGAAAACCAUGUUGUUGACUUUUCCUCUCUUUUUUAUAUUUACAAAAACAAUUUUUAAAGCGAAUUUCCCUUAAUUUACUGCCGAAAAUUGAUUUAAGAUAUAAACGGAUGUAAAUGUUAAA
Molecule: messenger RNA, 6523 nt
Organism: Pomacea canaliculata
Lineage: Eukaryota; Metazoa; Mollusca; Gastropoda; Architaenioglossa; Ampullariidae
Exons: 23
Coding region: 713-1966 (417 amino acids)
Source: RefSeq, a predicted model, not a curated record